This is a messenger RNA of Candida dubliniensis CD36, 486 nucleotides long. Its product is annotated as peroxiredoxin. Gene Ontology annotation, molecular function: glutathione peroxidase activity. Gene Ontology annotation, biological process: response to oxidative stress. NCBI's taxonomy places the organism in Eukaryota, Fungi, Ascomycota, Pichiomycetes, Serinales, Debaryomycetaceae. Bases 1 to 486 code for a protein of 161 amino acids. The transcript has a single exon. The record is from RefSeq and is a predicted model, not a curated record.
AUGUCUAAAUUUUACGAAUUAGCUCCAAAAGACGCCAAAGGUGAACCAUAUCCAUUUGAACAAUUGAAAGGGAAAGUUGUUCUUAUUGUCAAUGUUGCUUCCAAAUGUGGAUUCACUCCUCAAUACAAAGGUUUAGAAGAAUUGAAUAAGAAAUUUGCUGAUCAACCAGUACAGAUCUUGGGUUUCCCAUGUAAUCAAUUUGGUCAUCAAGAACCAGGUACUAAUGAAGAAAUUGGAUCAUUCUGUUCAUUAAAUUAUGGUGUUACAUUCCCAGUAUUGGAUAAAAUCGAAGUCAAUGGUGAUAAUACCGAUCCAGUUUAUAAAUAUUUGAAAUCACAAAAGAGUGGUGUUUUGGGAUUGACCAGAAUUAAGUGGAAUUUUGAAAAAUUCUUGAUUGAUCAAAAUGGUAAAGUUAUUGAAAGAUUCAGUUCAUUGACAAGUCCAGAAAGUAUUGGUGCUAGGAUUGAAGAAUUGUUGAAGAAGUAA